This is a messenger RNA of Neomonachus schauinslandi (Hawaiian monk seal), 2623 nucleotides long. RefSeq names its product leucine rich repeat containing 4C (gene LRRC4C). Bases 119 to 2041 code for a protein of 640 amino acids. NCBI's taxonomy places the organism in Eukaryota, Metazoa, Chordata, Mammalia, Carnivora, Phocidae. The transcript is spliced from 2 exons. Gene Ontology annotation, molecular function: cell-cell adhesion mediator activity. Gene Ontology annotation, biological process: modulation of chemical synaptic transmission; regulation of axonogenesis; synaptic membrane adhesion. Gene Ontology annotation, cellular component: plasma membrane; glutamatergic synapse; postsynaptic density membrane. The record is from RefSeq and is a predicted model, not a curated record.
CAAGAUCAUGCGUUUUCGCUUGUUUUUAACCACCUGGAUUUCCAUCUGGAUGUUGCUGUGACCUGUCUGAAAUACAACUAUUUGAACUCCAGAAGGACCAACACCAGAUAAAUUAUGAAUGUUGAACAAGAUGACCUUACAUCCACAGCAGAUAAUGAUAGGUCCUAGGUUUAACAGGGCCCUAUUUGACCCCCUGCUUGUGGUGCUGCUGGCUCUUCAACUUCUUGUGGUGGCUGGUCUGGUGCGGGCUCAAACCUGCCCUUCCGUCUGCUCCUGCAGCAACCAGUUCAGCAAGGUGAUUUGCGUCCGGAAAAACCUACGGGAGGUUCCAGAUGGCAUCUCCACCAACACGCGGCUGCUGAACCUCCAUGAGAACCAAAUCCAGAUCAUCAAAGUGAACAGCUUCAAGCACUUGAGGCACCUGGAAAUCCUACAGUUGAGUAGGAAUCAUAUUAGAACAAUUGAAAUCGGGGCCUUCAAUGGUCUGGCAAACCUCAAUACUCUGGAACUCUUUGACAAUCGUCUUACUACCAUCCCAAAUGGAGCUUUUGUAUAUUUGUCUAAACUGAAGGAGCUCUGGUUGCGAAACAACCCCAUUGAAAGCAUUCCUUCUUAUGCUUUUAACAGAAUCCCUUCUUUGCGCCGACUAGACUUAGGGGAAUUGAAAAGGCUUUCAUACAUCUCAGAAGGUGCCUUUGAAGGUCUGUCCAACUUGAGGUAUUUGAACCUUGCCAUGUGCAACCUCCGUGAAAUCCCUAACCUUACACCUCUCAUAAAACUAGAUGAGCUGGAUCUUUCUGGGAAUCAUUUGUCGGCCAUCAGGCCUGGCUCAUUCCAGGGAUUGAUGCACCUUCAAAAACUGUGGAUGAUCCAGUCCCAGAUUCAAGUGAUUGAACGGAAUGCCUUUGAUAACCUUCAGUCACUCGUGGAGAUAAACUUGGCACACAACAAUCUAACAUUACUGCCUCAUGACCUCUUCACACCCUUGCAUCAUCUAGAGCGGAUACACUUACAUCACAACCCUUGGAACUGUAACUGUGACAUACUGUGGCUCAGCUGGUGGAUAAAAGACAUGGCCCCCUCCAACACAGCUUGUUGUGCUCGAUGUAACACUCCUCCCAAUCUGAAAGGGAGGUACAUUGGGGAGCUUGACCAGAAUUAUUUCACAUGCUAUGCUCCUGUGAUUGUGGAGCCCCCAGCAGACCUCAAUGUCACUGAGGGCAUGGCAGCUGAGCUGAAAUGUCGGGCCUCCACGUCCCUGACCUCUGUAUCUUGGAUUACUCCAAAUGGAACAGUCAUGACACAUGGGGCAUACAAAGUGCGGAUAGCUGUGCUCAGUGACGGCACAUUAAACUUCACGAAUGUAACCGUGCAAGAUACAGGCAUGUACACGUGUAUGGUGAGUAAUUCCGUUGGAAAUACCACUGCUUCCGCCACCCUGAAUGUUACUGCAGCAACCACUACUCCCUUCUCUUACUUUUCAACCGUUACAGUAGAGACUAUGGAACCUUCUCAGGAUGAGGCACGGACCACAGAUAACAACGUGGGCCCCACUCCAGUGAUCGACUGGGAGACCACCAAUGUGACCACCUCUCUCACGCCACAGAGCACAAGGUCGACAGAAAAAACAUUCACCAUCCCAGUGACUGACAUAAACAGUGGGAUCCCGGGAAUUGAUGAGGUCAUGAAGACCACCAAAAUCAUCAUUGGCUGUUUUGUGGCCAUCACACUCAUGGCUGCAGUGAUGCUGGUCAUUUUCUACAAGAUGAGGAAGCAGCACCAUCGGCAAAACCAUCAUGCCCCAACAAGGACUGUUGAAAUCAUUAAUGUUGAUGAUGAGAUUACAGGAGAUACGCCCAUGGAAAGCCACCUGCCCAUGCCUGCUAUCGAACAUGAGCACCUAAAUCACUAUAACUCUUACAAAUCUCCCUUCAACCACACAACAACAGUUAACACAAUAAAUUCAAUACACAGUUCAGUGCAUGAACCGUUAUUGAUCCGAAUGAACUCUAAAGACAAUGUACAAGAGACUCAAAUCUAAAACAUUUACAGAGUUACAGAAAACAAACAAUAAAAAAAAGACAGUUUAUUAAAAAUGACACAAAUGACUGGGCUAAAUCUACUGUUUCAAAAAAGUGUCUUUACAAAAAAAAAAACAAAAAAGAAAAGAAAUUUAUUUAUUAAAAAUUCUAUUGUGAUCUAAAGCAGACAAAAUUAUGUGUAUUCCUCAGAACCUGUUUUUGCUGCACUUAUUUACUAUUUUCCCACAUCUCAUCCCUGCCUUUCCUGGUUGCCAUAUUUUUCAUAGGAGAUCUCAAGUCCCUAAAGAACUGGCCUAGGAAAUUUUGUAAGAAUUCUGUUACACUUUGAGAUUUUUAUGGUGAAUUCUAGUGGUGAGAUCCAGUCUAUUUUGUCUUUCUUUCUUUUUUUUCCUCUCUCCUUUCUUUCCCUCAUGCCCUUAUGAAGUAGUCCAAUGGGGAAUACAAUAUUAGAAAUAGACUUUUAAGAGAGAACAAGAUUAAAAAAAUGCAAGAUCUUAUAUUUUUCAUGUAAUGACCUGUUCUGUAUUUAUGAGGAGAACCAUUCAAUGGCAAAGCAAAAAGAAAAAAAAAAAAGAAAAAAA